Messenger RNA from Galendromus occidentalis (western predatory mite), 3753 nucleotides. Its product is annotated as VWFA and cache domain-containing protein 1. Bases 1 to 3753 code for a protein of 1250 amino acids. Lineage: Eukaryota; Metazoa; Arthropoda; Arachnida; Mesostigmata; Phytoseiidae. The transcript has 13 exons. The record is from RefSeq and is a predicted model, not a curated record. Gene Ontology annotation, molecular function: voltage-gated calcium channel activity. Gene Ontology annotation, cellular component: voltage-gated calcium channel complex.
AUGCUGAAACAAAUCCUCUGCGCUCUCGUUGUAUUCGUUUUCAAAAACUCGGUUGUGAGCCCCGACCCGAAUGAAGGAAGAGCUUCGCUGUUAUCUCAGCACCUCAAACGGAUGUCCCAAAGCCAUCUCAAGCUUGCCGACAUUCAGGCAAACCUGGAUCGUUUAUCCUUCGCGCCGGCGCCCUUCGACCGCGAUGAAAUUUUUGCCAGAACCUUCGGAUCUCUCAAGAGGAAACACCGCGAACUCUACACGGUUCUGGCCAAUGCGUCCCAAGAGAUCCACGACCUCAUGCAUCAGACAGCUAUCGACGUCAAUCUCCCACCGCAGUUUUGCUGCGAUAUGGAUACAUGGUUGAAAAUGGAUCCGAUUUUCGGAGCUGAGAUCGCGCCAAACACAACGUGUAGUCCGAGUAGAGAGGCGGAACCGUUUCAUGAUCUCCGACCCGUCUUCAACCGCAUCGCGACCGCGAUCCCAGCGGCCAAAUGGCAGUUUCUGAUCACUCAGAAGACCCAUAUCGAGUUUCCAGCUCAGGUCGGAAGCUACUGCGGCGAUAUUACGAGGCAUAGGAGUGCGUAUGCGCGGGCGGUUCGUCCGAGAACGAAAAAUAUUGUCGUGCUGCUCGAUCACGGUGGUGCAACAGGACAACAACAGCUCACCGUGGGGAAGGCUAUCGCACGAUUCUUCGUUCAGAGCUUAUCGCCCCAAGAUCGAAUCGCGGUCAUCGCGGUGGCGGAUACAUGGUCGGCUCCCAGAGACUGCCAUAUCCUUGAGGCGGCGACCGAUGAAACCGUUCACCGGGUUCUCGACUUCAUUGAGAGACUGAAACCCGUCAGCAACAACACCAAUCACCGGGAAGGCUUCGCUCAGGCCUUCGAGUAUUUGAGACGGACUCGUUCACCGAGUGAAGACGGUCUCGCCGACGCUCUGAUCGCGUUCAUAUCCGUGGGGAAACUUUCACACCUCAACGAUCGAAAAGAUAUCUUGAACUUCGUGAACCUCAGACGACGGGAGCUGAAAUCCUACCGGGUGAUCAUCAACACGUACAUGCUUGGAGAUCCUAAGAAAAGCAUUGUUUUCGCCCAAGACUACCUCAAGGCCAUCGCAGAGACGGCCGUUGACCCUCAAAGCUCACGGGGCGGACGGGCCUACGUUGUGAAUUCGACGGACAUGCUGAUGUCGACAGCUGGUCAGUUCGUCGAAGCCUUCCUGCCGAGUGAGGUUUUCCCACCACUGAACUACUCAACGCCUUGGUUCGAGCCGAUCACCCGGCAGCUCAUGGUGACCGUCGCGCUCCCGAUCCGUCUGAGAGGAAUGAACUCGAUCCCCGACGGUGUGCUCGGAGUCGAUCUCCCAUUGCAGUAUUUCGUUGAAGACUUUCAAUUACCCGAACAAACACCGGACCGCUUUGCCUUCAUGGUCAACACCGACACCGGACACGUAAUGUCGCAUCCGCAUUUCGUGCCGAGCAAAGCCGUGGCUCUGGAAGCAGCGCCUCCACUCAUAAGCUCGCUGGAACCCCAGCUCCCACCGCUGAUGAUGUAUAGGAAAACUCGCAUCGAUCUCUUCGAUGCUGAACCUAUGCAGUAUUCGUGGCGAUUUAUCGAGGGAACGCCUUUCUCGGUUUUCGUCGCGUUCAAAAUAUCCGGGCGUUACGCAGUAACUCUCAGGAGCGUAAUCCCGCUUAAAGAAAUCGCCGCCCGGAACCUGAUCUAUCACCGGCUGGACCUUCUCCCUCAUAUACCGAAGUGCCUCUACGGGGGUCAAGUCUCGACGAUGCAGGGUUUCGGAGUUUUCCUCAGCCCUACCGCCUUCGCGAGUCCUUUCUCGCACCUCAACAGCGAGGAGACGAAACAGAGCGUGCGCGACCUGACAAAAUUCAUUUUCGACCGCUCCAACCUCAUGGGGAAUCCGGGAAUCGUCAAACAGCACAUCAAGGAGGAAAUCCGACUCCUGGCCUACCUCACCAAAGAUUGGAAUUUGAUGGCUCCUCAGGAUUUUAUGGUACGACGUUACGUCGCCAGUAGCAAAGGUGUCGUUAUCAGUCAGCCAGCGACGAUGGUCCCGAAGAGAUUCGACCCAAGUACUCGGGAAUGGUUCGUUCACGCCGCGGAUCUCCGUGACAGGACCGUGAUCACAGGGCCGUAUCUCGACGUGGCUGGUUACGGUCAGAUCGUCACCGUCAGCCGAGCCUACGUGAAACAGGAUAACGUCAUCGCGGUGGUUGCGAUGGAUCUGAACGUUGGAUACUUGAAUAAACUGAUCACGGACCUGUUCCCCGAGUGCGACACGCGGUCCACCGGCUGGGCGGAGACGUCCUGCUUCCUGAUGGACAACAAAGGAUACGUGGUCUCGCACCAGACUCUGGUCGAUCCGACCAUUUUACAGCACACGGCCAAAACCCCGAUCGAAGAGCAUCACAUCGCUCACAAGGAACCGGCUAUUGCGAAUGAGAUCCUAAGCUUGAAGAACUUUUCCAAGAAAUCCGCAUGUGUCUCACCGUCGGAUCGGAGCGUGCAGCGAACCUACGAUCUGAGACUGUCGCUAGCGAAUGCGCUCCCAAACUUGAUCUCGGGCGAACUAUCUUGCAAAAAGUACCAAAUAUCGGCCGUCUCCCACACAAAUGUGUUCCUGGGCCUAGUCAACAGAACCUGCGAAGGCGUGCACGCGUUCACCCCUUGCGGCGUGAAUGACAGGGGCUGCCUCAACUGUAAGCGGAUGGCGCAGGAGGACCCCGAAUGUCCCUGCGAGUGCAGCAUCGGUGACAAUUGGGGCUCGGACGAGAUGCUAUGCAGUAGCGAUUCCUCGCCAUCGGCCGAUAUCCGGGAUCUGGAUCUGUGCCCCGCGUGGUUCCGAGCUCAGGACACUAUCUUACCGAACUUCUCUUCGCUGCAAGACACGCUCUUGCCUUGCUCCGAGGCCAACUGUCCCGCUAAAUCGAAUCCGAGUGAAUGUUUCGAGCUAUCCAGCUGUUCGUGGUGUGUGGCGAACUUGGCUCGUGUCCCCCUCGAUCAACCCAAUUGUCUGCCGCAGAGUUCUUGUUACGGCGGAAUUCUGAACGGUCCGUCCCCAUAUGACUCUUUGGUCACUUUGCAGAUCCUGGUGAGUUGGGCUAUCAGGAAAGUGUUUGGUCCUGUUCUCGCAGUCAUGGUCGUGAUCGGUGUGGUUAUCGGCGUGGCCAAGUUCACUUGCAAAACCGAAGACUCCCCGUACUCCUAUCCGGGUCGGGAUCAGAACAUGCCCCUCUGCCUGCCAUCCGAUCUCGAUGUUGAUCAGAUCACCAACCAAACUCAAUCUGCUGGAGUGCAAGCGAACUUGUUGCUCAACUCCUAUGGAUCAGCCGUCGCGGGCUUGGGCUCUCCGUAUCGCUACCCGGGUCAGAGCUACCGCAUUCGGCCCACGGCUCCGGAGUCGGACUUGGGCUACUCUUCGACAGUGACACCGUCGACAGAGACGGCUCCAUCGCGUAAUUUGCGGCGUGCCACCAGUUGCUCAAGCGGCCGCGCCAGUUCCCCGAGCGAAUGUUCGUCGAGCACCGCCGACGUUAAGAAAAUACCCUCAGUCAUCACAACCACGGCUCAGAUUCAUUUCAGUGAAGCUGAUCUGAAUAAAGAGACGUCAGUUAAGAAGGACACCGUAAUCAGCGAGAGCAUAAAAAUGAAGGAGGAAAUCGAGAAUGGCGCAGACAGCGAAAUGCUCGCGAAUACAGCCGAUCUCAUUGAAAACUCUGCGCCGCUCGCCGACCUCGUUUGCUGA